Molecule: messenger RNA, 963 nt
Organism: Musca domestica (house fly)
Lineage: Eukaryota; Metazoa; Arthropoda; Insecta; Diptera; Muscidae
Exons: 1
Coding region: 1-963 (320 amino acids)
Source: RefSeq, a predicted model, not a curated record
AUGAGAUACAUUUUAACGUUCACCUUUAUUGCCAUGUGUGUCAUGGGCAGCAUGGCUUUGGUGGCAUCUCCACCACCUAAUCCAGGCGUUGUUGUUGUGCCCACACCACCACCAGCACCCACCAUGGCCCAGGAUUUGGAUGAGAUUGUGCGCAUGGUGAAUUUCCUACAAAUUCGUCAACUGAUGACACGUUAUCUGCUCAACGAUGCCCAGUUCCAAGGUUUUGUGCGCAUCCUAAAUUCCCAUGAUGCUUAUGUGACCUACAUGCGAUUCCGUUCCCAACCAGAGGUUAUGGCUUUCAUUGCCUGGGUAAAUGCACAAAUUCUACUGUCCGGUGGUGAAUUACAAGUCGAAGAGUCCGAAGAGUUUAUGACCAUCAUUAAUCCAACACCGUUCUGGGCCAAUACCGUUUCGGGAUGGCAAGGUUUUGUCAAUGAGUUCUUCUUCUACUACCCGGCCGAUAUGAUCAGUAUGCAUAUCAACAUGAAGGUAGGACAGAAUGGCAUCUUCACUCAAUUCUGGCAACGUUUAAAGGCCUUGAAACCGGUAUACGAUCGUGUUGUGGCUAUGCCUGAGGCUCAACGUGUGGCAGCUGCUCUCCAACUUAAUGGCAUUGAUAUCCUUCAAUUGGACACCUUUAUUCGCAAUCAAUUCGGUUGGCAAAUGCCGCCAACUUUGGCUCCAUCUACAACGACCACCACGACAACAACUGCUGCUCCCGUUGUUUCUAGCACAGAAGCUGUACUAUCAUCCACUGCAUCAGUGCCUUCCUCUACUGCGUCUGCACCCUCUGUGGAGCCAUCUGUCGCUGCUCCCGUAGCUCCUGAAGUUGUCCCCUCAUCCACUGCCUCUGCGCCAUCAGUUGAGCCCUCUGUCGCUGCUCCCGUAGCCCCAGAAGUUGUUGCCCCCUCCUCCACAGCCUCUGCGCCAUCUGCGGAACCAUCAGUAGCUCCGGCUGCAUAA